Cyprinus carpio (common carp) is the source of this 1225-nucleotide messenger RNA. Its product is annotated as microsomal glutathione S-transferase 2. The record is from RefSeq and is a predicted model, not a curated record. Gene Ontology annotation, cellular component: nuclear envelope; membrane; endoplasmic reticulum. NCBI's taxonomy places the organism in Eukaryota, Metazoa, Chordata, Actinopteri, Cypriniformes, Cyprinidae. Gene Ontology annotation, biological process: leukotriene biosynthetic process. Gene Ontology annotation, molecular function: glutathione transferase activity; enzyme activator activity; glutathione peroxidase activity.
GUCCAGUCUACAGCUGUCGCAUCCGGUGUAGACACGCUGGCAGAUUAAAACUAAAGAUUGUUGAGGCACUUUAAAAGGAGCGACUAGCUUACUUGAAAAUUUAGUUUGUACUUUUGUAAAUUUAGUUGAAUCGAAGUAUUGUGGUGUCUUAGUUCAAAAGCACACGAGACAUAGCUAAUGCAUUUCGUUGUUCUUCCCAACUGAUAUUUGACCUGAACGGUGGAAUAGCUGGAGAACCGAUGUGCGUUGUAUAACACGUUACACCCAGUGUAAACCUUAGACCGGUACUUCCUGAUCUCCAAAACAGAAGAAGGUGCAGUAGGCUAUAGGCGGACGUAGGCUACAGACCUAAUUUCACAACUGUGUGGAGAGACGUUGUCUAAAAAGGAGUUGUAUCGGACCAUAUCAGCACAAAUAUGACUUCGGAUCUGCCAGUUCUCCUCGCAGCAGUCUCGAUACUGUCUGCUCUCCACCUGGCGCUUCAGGCUAAACGUGUGGGGUGGUCAAGGAUGAAACAUAAAAUUAUGCCCCCCACUGUUACUGGACCUCCUGAGUUUGAAAGGACGUUUCGUGCACACCAGAAUAGCGUAGAGAUGUAUUCAGUUUUCUUGGUGGUAUUGUGGAUCUCUGGCAUCUUUUGCAGUGAAGUGCUUGCUUCUCUUGGAGGACUUCUAUAUGUUGUGGGCAGAGAGAUGUACUUUACUGGCUAUAUCCGUGAAAGCAAGAAAAGGUUGCCAGGGUUUUAUUUGGCAUUGUGUGCCCUGUUAUUCCUAACUGUGACGGCUACCAUUGGAAUAAUUCAAGCAUUUUUGAACAAAUAUCUCAACACCAGACUUCUCUAAAUAAUUUAAUUCAAAUUUUCAAAACAGUUUUCACCAAUCUGUUAAAUAAAAGUCAUGUAAAAUGUAUGUUAUGCAUGUUUCUCAUGUGUCAGUUUAAUCUAAUUUUAAGAUUCAAAUUACAGUAUUAAUUCAGAGAACCCAGUGAUAAACUCACCACUAAAUUCUUGUUGAAAGCAUGAUCUCUGGUGGACAUCAUGUGGAAUGAAUUGGAAUGCUAAUAUAUUUUGUAUGUUUUUACCAAAAUUGUGUUUGAACUUCAGACCUAGUGUGUCGAAACUAAGGGAUAGAGUCCGCAUAUUUGUGCUGUUUCAGGUCAACAGGGAGAACUGGGUCUUCUUAUGAAUACAAAUUGUCCCGAGGAACAUUAAAGCUAGUGUUUGUCA